Messenger RNA from Spirometra erinaceieuropaei, 8057 nucleotides. Lineage: Eukaryota; Metazoa; Platyhelminthes; Cestoda; Diphyllobothriidea; Diphyllobothriidae. The record is from the annotation of a GenBank genome assembly.
AUGCCGUCUUUGCGCAUUGUUGAAUUCCAGUCGUGCCAUGCGGCUGCCGACGUGGCCUGCUUACCUUCGGCUCCACAUCAAAAUCUGGAAUGUGAUGCACGCCACUCCUAUUGGAAAGCCUACGACAGUUCAAGCGUCGAGUUCUACUAUGUCCACUGUGUGCUCUACAGCAGGGUGAGAGCAGGGACGGCGAAUUUCGCGCGAUUUAGUUUAUAGUGACAACAGACUUGCACAGCAUCUGCCUCAUUCCCUCCACACCUGGGCCCGGUGUCAAGACCGGAGGUAAAAAAGGGCUGAUAUGCCCCCCCCCAGGCGUGCCGCCACACUUAGCUUGUAUCCCACCCAGUGGGAGUGUCAUAUAGACCGCACUAAGGAGCCGUAGCAGCCUGUAUCGCCCGAAUAUCGCUGAAUUAUUUGGCAGUUUGGGGGAAAUAUUUUUUUGCCCAUCAGGCAACCGGCAGUUUGACCGUCGAUUUCGCCGAUGUCCACCAUGUGCUCUACAGCAGGGUGAGAGCAGAGACAGUGACUUUCGCCCGGCGUGUGCCGGGCUGAUGACGGCUAAUAAUGCAGAAACGCGCAUGUCCGUCUUUGUACGUCAUGGAAUAUCAGUCGCCAUGUGACUGCUGAUUCCACGUCAAAUUUAAAAUGCAACGCACGUCACUUUCGUGGGAACGCCUAUAUCGCCUGCUGCAUUAUUUGGCAGUCUAGGUGAAAUCUUUUUUUGCCUAGCUAGCCGUCUAUUGGCGCGCAUUUUUAGUAACAUUCUCUACGCGCAGAUCGAGGCAGUUAGCGAGGAGGAAUGUCCAACCGCAGUUCCGUCCUCAGAUCGAGAAGACCGCGAAAUCGAUGUGCUGGGCUGAAUCUACCCGGCGUUCGUUGUUUUCUCCUGGCUACGCGGUUGUCUUUAGCCCGAGGAGAAAGUGGGUGACUCCACGUUUACUCUGACCUGUGACUGUCGGGAACAAAUAACUUGGAAGGUACCAACACUAUUGCGCCUGUAGCGGGCUCCUUAUGCUGCCGGUGUCUGCCUCCCUGGUGCUUUUCGGUGCCCCGUCGGACGGCAGCCGGAGCUGCCCUUUUUCCUGAUCAUGCGUGUUGGACUAACAAGUUCCUUCGUUGUUUCGUUUUUCAGGGCUCGACUCCUCUGCACAUUGCAGUUGCCUUCUCCCAGCGACUUUUCAUCCGCUGUCUGCUGGAAGUACACCGUGAGUCUCGCCAUCUUCCAUUCCGCCAAUUAACAACCUUAAACUGUUUUCGUCCCUUUACCAUUGGAUUUGGCUUUCGACUGAAAAUUGUUUUCUGCGAUGCGGCAGUCCCAUGUUGAGGACUGCAGUCCUUGGCUAACCAUUGCGGUAGAACAACCCUCCAGCCAAAAGCCGUGGCUCGGAAGGGUGUCAACUGACACUUCAACUCAGACCAUUCAGUCAGCCCAGCUGUGUGUUGAGUUGCCGACUGGCGGUCUGAGAGUCGGACUGCAAUAACUCCUUAAUGGCACUCUCUCAAACACACAAGAUUCGAUCCGUCUCCCCUUGUGUGUGCGUUUGUGGGGGGCCAGGUCGUGCGUGUGGAGCGGGGACAGUCUCUCUAGCUCUGUCUGCCACUGCGCCCACUUCCCGCAUCAGAAAACCCACCGGCUCGGACAGUGAACUGUCGCGUGGAAAGAGAGAGUAAGAUCUGUGGUCUCAGCGCUUAUUCCUAACUGUAAACAAGCUGACGGGGUUGAGUCUACCACGGUGGGCCAAAAGCCAUGGCCUAAAAGGUUGCCGACUGGUGAACUGAGAUUCAGGUCGCAAUGGCUCCCUCCUAGUGUGACCUCUAUGACACUUCCAUCCCCGGUCUUCUUGACUCUGUCUUGAUCCCGGGUCUAGGUGUGGGAGGAGUGUGCGAUAGAUACUGCCCAAGUGUGCCCGCUAAAGUCACCGUCUCCAACCCCACCUCGCUCUGUAUCACACGAUGGACAUCGUCGGUGACGACGCUCGAACUGCCAUUUGGAUGGACAUGGAACUGUCCUCCUUUGGCAAUCGAAGUCUUCAGUGUGUUUUUCAAAGGCUGUCGUGCUAACGGUGUUGUUCCGUCAUACUCGGGUCGUGUGUUCUUUCUUUUUUCUUAGCCUCGAGGACCUUUGCUCCAGCUUUCCCGUCAGACCAUCUUGUAUGUAAACCUAGUGAAAAUUUCUAAGUCCGAGCAGUGCAUUCAGCUUACCAUUGACUGCAAGAUUCAAUGUCGCGCACUUGUUUAUCCCACAGCCUGCUACACGCGGGCCCUGUGGUGCGGAUAAUUAUGCAUGAAGCACUGAGAGCGCAUGUUACAGGUGCAAUCUUCACCCUCCUGAUAUUUUUCCGGAAGCCCCAGGGCACGUGGAAGGGAGUUUUUCGGGUCCUCUCUGCAUGCCUUGCCGCCACCUGACAUUUUGGUCGCCCUUUCCAGCGCCGUGCUUCACUGCAUGGUAGGAGCGGCCGCCGGAGUGAGUGGGUUUUAGCAGUAGAUGGAGACGAGGGUGGUUGUUUAUUUAAUUCUUUCGACCGUGAGUAGUGCAUAUGAGGGCCACGGUCAGAGUGGGCAGCUUUUAUAGCCCUCCCUCCCGCUCCCGGGGGUGGCAAGCAGUACUGUUCCCAAAUAAGACUGCUUAGACGUCCCAGACGGCUGCCGAACUCCGCUACUGGUCACGGGUUGAUUAAGUGGGUGCGCGACCCGAGUGAGCCUAGGCUGCCUACGGGAUUGCAUGCCGCUCUCUCUCUCCCCCCCCCCCCUCUAUAAUUUUUUUAAGCUGGGAGUGAAAGAGUGGGAAGAGGUGCUGAAUUGCCGGAUGUUGGGACACCCAUAGCACUGAACACCCUUACCUUGUUUAGCUGGCCGGUCGAGGCGGUUACUGAGCUGUUGAUACUAGGCUUGGCAUCGGGGAGCCACAGAUGAGAGUUUAUUGUCCGCUAGGGACCGUUUGCAUGACGCGACCUGCCACGCCUGCACGACACCCUCGAAUUUGGCACUCCUACAUCCUCCCAUUCCUAAAAGUGACAUUCCACUAUCCGUCAACCAGGCUUCUGCCGCACUUCAGCUGCCAUGCAAGGUCCCUAGGCGACAUGGGUACUUUUGCAGAUGCUAAUUUCUCUUAACUGAAAUGCAUGCUAGUUUCGGCCCAGCCUAUUGUGGACAUUGUGUCUACUAGAGCAGUUAUGGAGCCGUGUCCUCCCAUUCACUAAAGGUCUUUAUCUGCUCUUGGUUUACUGGUUUUCAAGAUCUAUGAGAGUCCUUCCGAUGACUGCUUAACUUACGUCCCUUGCCUCGUCAGUCUGAAUUUGUGGUUUAACUGCCUGGUAAGUGGACCAGAUAUCGUUAUUCCGGCCUGCCUUGUCAUUUUUAAUUAUGCUUCUCAGCUACUGACCGCUCGUGGGUCCCAAACCAAACCCCCAAUGUAUGUCGUCAGCAGGAGUCUGAAUAUCCAGCAUUCACCCCCCUUUUCCCAUUUCUUCCCAGAUGCCAGGAACGACGUGAUGGACUACUCCGGCCGUUUUCCUCUCCACCUUCUCUCCCCCGAACUUGCCCCAGAAUUCCAAAGUUCGUAAUCCUCACUCCCGUUGGCCGGCCAUUUUGCCCAUCUUUGUGCUCUUGUAACCUAUCCUAUGCUGACGUUUGACGUUCAACGUGCUCGCCUUGCGACCCAGACUACCGAUACGGGGCCGUUUAGCAAGGUAUAUCGCCUGUUGUAGUCGGCGUCGGUCCUCAUCAAGUGGCGGCUCCAGUGAUAAGUAAGGCUUGUUCGUCCGUCCACUCCUAAGUGGACGUUGUUGCUAAUCGAAAAGCCCACUAAGGUGUUGUUUGCUGUAGACGAUGAUCUUUUCGGGUGGUGGUCUAGGUCUGCGUGGGGUUGUGUCUGAGGCUGAAGCUAUGUACGCGACCCUUCUGGGCACUGCACGUAGACUGCCACCUCGAAAACUGCGUUGAUUCACAAAAGUGUAUGAAAUGAUGUGCGCUUUCUGUUGUUAGGUCAUAUUUUAUGCAUUCAGUUCUCGGACUUCUGAGGUCCAAAUGCUCUGGCCAGUCGAUUCCGGCAAUUGGGCGUCUGGGUUCAGUUUCUGCACUUCACCUGCAGACUUGCCCUAAGACAACUGGGGGGAGGGAGUGGUGGUUGAGUUAACAAAUUUAGUUUUGAGCUCGCUGCAGAAAAGAGUAGUAAGCACGACGACUUUUUGUACCUCCAGGGUCGCAGGAUCGAGCCCCAGGUGUUCCAUGUCUCAGGGUUGUGUAUAACUGGCUGACUACGGCCAAUUAGUCAGAAACAACCAAACCAGUCUCCCUUAUCUUCGUCGGUAAUGUUGCUCUGCCUGCGGUAAAAUUCUGCUGGUUUGACCACGUCACAGCCCCUCUAUUCACCAGUAGAUACGCCACACACGUACACGUCCAGCGUCAUCCACUCUGGGAAUAGAAUCGGCGCCUCAUGUGUUGGAGCCGCUACGCAGGUUGAUUGGCGCAAGGUUUUUCCACAACUCAGGAAAAUCGGCAGCCUUUCUAAACCACUUAGUACGCACGCACUGACCUUCUGGGGGUUGCGCGCCGGCCUUGUGACGUUUGUGCUCUGAUUUUGCCAGUUAUCGUCUAUCAACUGGUGCCCGCUUUCUCCUUCCUCUUCAGCUCUUCUUUCUUCGGGCCGCCUCGCACGCAUUCGCGAUAAUUGUAAGUAAACUUUCUUGUGUACUUUUGUCUUCGUGUACUCUUUUUACACAGCACUUACAAGGACCUUCUGUUUAUUUUGUACUCUUAUUGGUAGGAAGGAUACCCUGCUCACGUUGACUGUGUGGGCACUUUGUCCAACACACUGUAUAAGGGCCACCGCUGUCUGUGGAGGCAACUGGGCUUUGCGCGUUAAUUGGACUCAUAAGGAGGGCUUGCGUAGCAUUCACCUAGUCCACCCUUUUAGCGCCUACCCUCUGUCAAUGUCAAGAGGGAGGCGUCAAGGCAGUUAUUGAGACAAGCAAAUUGGCGGCUACACGUGCCACACACGCCCACGCGGUGUUCUGGCGGCACGGAGGUGGCGUAGGGGCGGUGGCUGCUGAAGUUAAGUCAGUAUGUACGAACCAGACCAUAAACUAUGCUACUACGUUGAUUAAUUUCCGGAAACAGUCUUGUUAGCCCCGUCUCGCAGGGCAUUGCCAUAUGGACCUCCCCUCGUACUACAGGUAACCUUGUCUCAGAUUCUGGAGGUUCCUGGCCAAGACGUAGGAAUAGGCACCUCUUGGAAUUUAGCGCAUGGCCACGGGUAGUAUGGGGGUCCUUAUUUCUUGCGUCCAACUUCCGUUUUACAUAAUAUCGUCAAAUGUUGUCUGGCCGUGAGUUUUGCAGAUGUGUUCCUUUCUACCUUCAUUUGACGUUGAAGGAACCGUGUUCCGAGGGAAAAACCAGAUCAUAAUACGAGAACUAUAUUAUCUACAGUUUUAGGCGGUCUCUCGCCUCCUAUUUUUAUUUGUUCUCAACAUAACUGGAUCGUUAUCCGCUUCUUUAUUUGUUUUUCUCCUUUUUAGUAAGCAUCUUACUACCAAAGCGCCAAUCGACCAGUCGGAAUUCCAUCAUCUCUGCCACGAGCACCAUUCAUCGACUGGCCGGCAAGGUUACCUCCAAGCACAAUCAGGGCAUCGGCCGGCACUCAGCCACCCAUCUCCUCCUCUCCUCCCUCCCCUCCGCCAACGGCAGCUGUCAGCCAAUGCAAGAUGUUAUUCAGCGUCUGCGUCACGGCCUGCCCCUUCAGCCGGUUGCUCCCGCCGGCGAUGAAAAUGUGCGACCGGCUACUGCUUCGCACAAGUCCAAGGCCUCCACUCUCCGCGCCAGGCCCCGCCGUCUCUCCCACACCAGUUCCCUGCGGUCCCUCACCAAUGGCUGGUCGGCGGCGAUGCGGCAAUCCCAGCAACCACCACCACCCCCGCCGCCGCAGGGUUCCAGGCCGUUAACAUUCCCCCGCACCGCCUCGAUGGGUCCUGAGACCGCCACAAACGAUGUUCGCCGUCACACUCUCCUGUUGGACCCUACUUCCAGUCAUUCUGCACUCUACAAGAGGGCUGCCUUAUCUGAUGCAGCCCCCGCGGAAUCCUCCAAAGCCAAGUUUGCAGUGCCUCGGAAGGCGAGUGUCUUUCGACGUAAGAACAAGAAGAACUCCGCUGUGACUGGCAGUGGUCCCGCGUUGGAAUCUCUUCUACCACCAGUGCCGAAGUCGGAUGGCAGACGAGCUCGCUCAACCUGUCUCCUCUCACGCCAGUCCUCGAUCUCGACCUCUUCCGACCUGGCGGUGAGUGCUCCUGUCACGUCGUCAGCUUUACCUGCUAGUUUAGCAAACAGGCCUUGUCAAUAGAAGCGAAGAGACGAGUCCCGGGAAGUAGUCUUGAAGAAGGCGACACGAUCGCUGGGGCAAGAGCUUUAUUAGCCUGACGUUUCGGAUUCCUGCUCGAAUCCAUCAUCAGAGACAAAAGCAAAUACGGGUUGUUCGUGCACAAUGGGUUGCAGUAUUUAUAGGAUGCAGUCGCCGUGCUACCGCUUACCUAUGAACAUUCACGGCUCCCCCUUCAUCAGGGAUCGUUGCGCGUGGUGUGAUGGCUGUUUGGUGGCCAAAAUUCCCACAAGAGGUGACGACCGCGUGAGCCUGGGGCUACUUGAGUCAUGGUUUACUGGCCCCCAGUCCAUUAACAAGUACAAUGACCUUCCUCUUCCAUACUCGGUGCUGAGACUUCGCCUAAGCGGAGUAAUUAGCCACGCAGGGAGCUCACAAGUGAACACUUCCCAACCCCAAGGUCGGUGGGUCAGCUGGUCGAACAAUCAUCACAUCAACAUCCAACUCACGUAAUGAAAUUGCAGCAGUUAACGACGCGAAUGUAAACCGUCAAAAAGUCAUCACACCACGUGCAACGAUCCCUGAUGAAGGUGGGGAGCCGCUAAUAUUCACAGGUAUGCGGUAGCAUGGCGACUGCAGCCCCUUGUACAUGAAUCACCCCUAUCUGCUUUUUUCUGAUGAAGGGUUCGAACAGCAAUCCGAAACGUCAGGCUAAUAAAGCUCUUGUCCGAGCGAUUGUGUCUCCUUCAAACAGGCUUUACAGGAUGACUUUAGAUAUGAAGCUAAAGUUGGGAGUUGAUGCUGCCGGCUCCGCCCGGCGGUUGUGUGUAACAGCACCCAUUGUCGUUUUCCUCCAAAACAGUCUGCACUACUGUGUUAAGCCUAAUGUCGGCUUUUGGUUAUAACCCAUCUCUACUCGUGGCGGUGAUUCAGAUGAGCGUUGUUGUUGACAAGAGGGAUAUUACUCGUCUCAUGGAGUCCGACGAGAGUGCGCAGAUCAUAUUUCUUCGGCUGUUUGGACAUGCGGCUGGACCGUGACUGCUUGAACAACAGAUGUGGUAGUACGCCUACGUGUCGCUUUUUGGCCGUACCGGCUACUUUUGAUCUCUCCAGCCUCCCGUCCGCAUGACCCUGCCUUGGCACCGGGUUCAGGUAGGAGAGGGGGAGAGAGUGCUGUGGAUAAAGCGCAAGUCAUUGUCUCUGUUGUUACCCUUCUGUGAAACACACGGUGGACGUCUUAGGCAACGUUGCUCGAACUGUCAAUUAUUGGCUAGUCGCCCACUCUAUGGUUGUAAUGCAGCUGGUUUUCGCAAGUUGUGCAACUCUGCACACAGUCUUCUUUGGGGGAUUUUUGACGUCGGAGCCACGUUGACGUCUCCUCUUGUCAAAAAUAACUCUUCUGGCUAUAGCUAGUCGAGCUCGUUAAGCCGUUCGUAGUCUGACAAUCCUUACUGCGCCGAAGCAGGCUGAGCUUCGCUUUGUGCUCUCCGAUGCCCUACCCGUUUUCGUGCUGUGCCGCAUAUCGCCAAUCCAACUUGUCGGCAUGAUUGCUGCUCAAACCGUUGUAUUUUUUGUCCCUCUGCAUACUCAGAAGUCCCCCUCCUCGGAUUCCUCCUUCUCGGGCUUUGGCUCCUCGGUGGAACCACCGGAUCUCCUGACGGGCUGUUUGGAGGCCGUUGCCAACAGGCCACAGCUCAGUUUAUUUGCCGUCCCGCGGUCCACACCGCCUUCCGAGCGCGCGUAA